ACAAUCGCUCUUCACUUUAAUCUUAACUCUUAUUUAAUUCUUUCAGUUCUUUCAUAUUUAUAUUUUAGUCAUUCUUGUUACAUAAUUUUAAAUUAUUAGUUAAAUUUGUCAUGCAACUUUUAUAAUUCUCCGUCGUACGUGAUGUACUUUAAACGUUUAUUUAUUAUCUAGUGUUUAUCAUCAGUGAAUACCGGGGCGUACUUUCUUAACGCCAACUAACUCUCAUGAAUCAAAUGGACAUCGGACUGACCGAAGCAAUGAAAAAUAUAGUUCCUAAAGGACUUCCGGCCGACAUUAAUUCGGCGUUUAGUGGUUAUGUGACGGAGAAACUUUACAUGCUGCUGCAGCUGUAUCUGCAAAAUAAGGGAUGGAACAGCAUAGAAUUGUUGAAAAUAUUCUCUGAAAUGAAGGAUUCAUCUGUACUGCCUAGUGCUUCCUAUUUACAAAUGAUGGCUUCUAGAGUGUCAUUAGAUAGUCAAGCAAGAUUAAUCCUUCGAGAAAAUGGCAAAAUUAUUUUACCUUAUGAACAUUUUGCAAAUGCUGUUAUGUUAAAGCAUAUGAAUGGACCGCAUGGAUUACAUUUAGGUGUUGAAGGAACUGUUCGAGCGGUUAUGGAUUCAUAUACAAUUGGUCGUGAAAAUUUUGGUAUGGAAAAAGACUUUAUUAUUGAAGUUGUACAAAAUUGCCCAAACCCAGCAUGUCGAUAUUACAAGACUCAAUUAGAUUUAUCUCAACAUACUAAACAGUCAAAUUACUUGAACUCUUCGAAUUCUGGCGUGAAUAUCCCAGUUGGUCGUGAAAGUCCAAGUAUAUCAAUGAGUCAAAUGAUUAAUCAGCAAUUAAGUGCUCAUGGUUUGGCACCUUCUAGUACUCAAUCCCAACAACAGCAUUCAACGCCUGUUGAUCUAACUGGACCAUCUCCACACCCAACUCCUGAAAUACCGAAUCCUAUGCCUAUACAUGUACCUCAGGUUCCAAAAACUGUAAGUGCACGACAAGCACAGCACAAUAAGUUGGCAGAUUUUUUAAAAGCAAAUCUUGAAAAUCUAGACAAUAAAGAUUUAAUGGCUGCUCAUGAUACAACUUGGCCUGAAGUUUCAGACAAUCGUAAAGGUCAUUUAGAUGCUGGCCAAGAAAAAAUUAUCAGAGCAUUUUCAGAAAUAAUGAAAAAUAUGAAUAGAAUGAAAGCAUGUGUGAGACCAGCUAUGUGUAAACCUUAUGGAAAACAAUCUGAAUCAUUGCAAAAAACAUUGAUUGAUACAAUACAGCUUGUUCAGUCAUUAAGAUCAUUUCUUCCUCCACCACAUAUUGCUGUCAGUAGUUGGAAAAAUGAAGAUAAACAUGGAUUAAGAAAAACUGUUCUAGACAAUUCUAAUCAAACAGUUUCAGCUGCCAAUUUUAAAGAUCUCUGUGAUGCAAUGUCUCGCAACAAGCAAAAUUAAGAAUUCGCAUAAAACUUGCGAAAAGUAAAAAUUUUUUUCAACUAUAUUCAUCAACUUUUAAAAAUUACAUUGCUUUUAUUUUUAUGUCUAGUCAAA
This is a messenger RNA of Melanaphis sacchari, 1538 nucleotides long. RefSeq lists its product as uncharacterized. The coding region runs from base 225 to 1442 and encodes 405 amino acids. The transcript has 8 exons. NCBI's taxonomy places the organism in Eukaryota, Metazoa, Arthropoda, Insecta, Hemiptera, Aphididae. The record is from RefSeq and is a predicted model, not a curated record.